This is a messenger RNA of Coregonus sp. 'balchen', 5871 nucleotides long. Lineage: Eukaryota; Metazoa; Chordata; Actinopteri; Salmoniformes; Salmonidae. The record is from the annotation of a GenBank genome assembly.
GACGACCAGCGGUGUGUUUAUGUCUUUGUUUUACGAAAUCGGUGAGUGUAUUAUGACUAUAGAAAGAUAAAGGUGCUAUCGUAAAUAUAUAUAUACCUUUUUGUUGUAUGUAUAUUUUAGUGUACUUAUAUAAUGAAAUUAUUUGCGUGUGUCUUAACUAAGAAUAUCAAAAUGGCGUCUCCCCAUGUCUCGUGCCAUCUGAUGACGCACUCUGCAGUGCCAACUAGUAGUUAUGCCGCGUUCAAAACAAUCGGGAACUCGUAUACUUACGAGGGUAAAUCAUGACGUCGGGAAUCUUCAGAUCGGAGCUCUAGAAAGAGUUGGAAUUCAAACGUUUUUUCCCAGUCGGAGCUCGCUCCCCACCCCCCCGGCGAUUUCCGAGUUCCAAGCGCCCAGUUGUUUUGAACGCGGCAUGAAUGGUGCUUUCAAGAUAACUGGGAACUCGGAAACGAGGUCGAAUCAUGACAUCAAUGCUCUUCAGGUCGGAAAGUCGAAACUCUACAAAGAUGCCAGAGAUUUCCGAGUUGGAUGACCCUUCUAAAAUAUUUUUACCAAUCUGAACUCGUUUCUUCUGAGUGGCCAGUUGUCUUGAACGCCAUGAAGUCGGAGAUUUCCGAGUUCCCCGUUGUUUUGAACUCUGCUUACGCUAGCUUCAUCAGUCAGGCUUUCUGGUUGCUAAUCUACCCAACCUCGUUUGUGAGUGGUAUGGUUUGUAUGUCGAAGUGAAAGAAUGUGCAUCGUUAAUUGUAUUAGCUAGCUAACGGUAAAGCAAAAUAAAUUGCCUAACAAGUUAUCUAACCCAAUGACGUGGUGAAUAACUGCUCUAGUCGUGAAGAUGGCUAGUUUCGUCGGUUAGAGUAAGAUUUGAAUUUGAUUUUGUCUAAAGCUACCAGUGUCUUCCAACUCGUGACUUGAACACAUUGAGAUGUUAAUGCCUGGUCGAAAUUGGAGGACAAUGAGCUAAAUGUAAGACUGCCUUUUCGUCUUUUCUCGUAAUUGAGUUUGACAAUGUCAACGGUGAAAUUUCAUAAGAGCCACACUAUGGACACAUUGGGUAGCUAACAACAUACUUAACAACUAACGUUAUACAGAUUGUUACUAAAAGGUCAAGUCAUAGAAUUAUAUAGGCUACCUGGGUAUUCAAUAAAAGCCAUUGCCAUCUAGGAAGUUAUCAGAAUCUGUGGUACUAGAGCUGAUGACUGUGCCUUUCUCCCUCUUUCAGAGCUGUUGUGCAGCUGUUACAACCUGUGUGGGGGAAACCUAGUCUACGAGCAAGGAGCUUGUGGCCACUGUGGCAAAAUCUUUUUCAUGUCAGAGACCGAGCACGCUUGCAGUCGUUUAUGUCAUCCCCUAUUUUCCAAACAGAAGAUCCCGAAAAAUCCCCUUUCAAGAUAUUUUCAUCUUACUGAUAGUGCCAGUAGCCAGCCAAAAUGUCUGUUAAUGUCAACCGCAGCGUGGCAGACCAGUUCUAUCGCUACAAGAUGCCCCGUCUGAUUGCUAAGGUGAUUAUCUGGUGUAGUAUGAUCCUGUAAGAGAAAUUACUUUGUCAUUCAACAUUCUUGAUAUUUGCAUCUUUGGACAGUAUGUUUGUUCCAGUUCUUUUCCAAUGAAAUGUGCAGGCCUCAAUGGUGAUAAUCUGCAACACGAUUCUACUAAUUUAUUAGUUUUUGUGGUCUGAUUUGUGUCCAGGUUGAGGGCAAAGGAAAUGGAAUCAAGACUGUCAUUGUCAACAUGACUGAUGUUGCAAAGGCACUGAGUAGGCCUCCAACAUGUAAGUUACCCUCCCCACCACCAAAGUGUUGUUGAUUUCUGAAGUGCUAACGUUGACUCGUACCAUACAUUGAUAAUAUUUAACCUUAACGUGACUAAAUGUUAGGUAGCUGUUGUGUGCAUAACCAUCCAUUAGCUUAGUGGAUAUUGAUUUUGACUUGUCCUCCUUGCAGAUCCAACCAAGUUUUUUGGUUGUGAGCUUGGUGCGCAGACACAGUUUGAUGCAAAGAAUGACCGCUUCAUCGUCAACGGAUCCCAUGAGGCGAACAAGUUGCAGGACAUGCUAGAUGUAUUUAUCCGGAAAUUUGUGCUGUGUCCUGAGUGUGAUAACCCUGAAACCGAUCUGGUAACUAUUUGAUUAACAUAUUUGUGGUGGAUGUUUGGGUAGUAGAGGGGGACAGAAAUGAAAUGUGUCGAGUGCAUUGAUCUGUAGGACUUUGCAGUUGUAAUUUGGGCGUUUAUACCAAAUCCACAGAUGUUGGUCAGUUAUUUUCCCGGUAGUGUUUCUUUUUGUCAUGUCAUUAUUUCACUCUGUGUACUGUUGUAUCAAGGUCCCUCCUGAGGCUUGUAGAUAUGACAAAGCCCUGGUCAGGUUUUUGUAUAUAGAUUUAUUUGAUGUCCUGCCAACCUUGACUUGUGCUAGAUCUGCCAUUUUGGGUUCUGCUUGUGCAUGACCAAGCCAUUUGUAUCUCAUUUUGUAUGCUACAUACACUGCAGUGACAGAUCAAUUGUCUUUUUCUCCUGCAAUGCAGUUAUGGUCUGUUGGGUAAAUUAUUACUUGUCUAUUAUAGGUGGUAUAUUCACGGUCAUUAUAGUGAAUAUGCUAAUUUGUUUGACCUUUCACUGCAGCAUAUAAAUCCUAAGAAACAAACAAUCGGUAACUCCUGUAAGGCAUGUGGGUACCGUGGCAUGCUAGACACACGACACAAGCUCUGCACAUUCAUCCUCAAAAACCCACCAGGUAAGCACACAAUAAGAAUUUGCCCAUGAUCGAUUUGUUUCCUUAAUAAUCUAAAAGUCAAGUCAGAUAUGUGGCCUAUUGAGUGUCAAAGCGCCGGUGGCUUUUUCAUCAGAAAAUGAACCUGGGUCUGUGGAGAAGAAGAAAGAUAAGAAGAACCGUAAGAAGGACAAGGAGAAUGGCUCUGGCAGCGGAGAGGCUGGGAACCAUAACGACAUAGAUGCCCCUGAUGCCGUGGUGAGUAUCCUCAUUAAUGUAUGCAAACCAUGCCAGUUGUUAAUGUUAGUGGUUGAAUAGGGGGAACAAACCUCCAUCACCCGCCUCCAAGCUAUUAAUGGUCUGAGGGACUAGUUUGUCGGUAACUCCAGCCUGUCCGUCUAGCAGCAUUGACCCAGUGAGAAUAUGUUGUGAUCAGGACGGUGAUGAUGAUGACGAGGAUUGGGCAGAGGAGACCACAGAGGAGGCACAGAGACGGAGGAUGGAGGAGAUCAGCUCCCAUGCGAAGAACCUGACACUCAGUGAGGAUCUGGAGAAGACCCUGGAGGAGAGGGUGAACAUAUUCUAUAACUUUGUCAAAGUAAGUUGUGCCUGAAACUAAUUACAAGGAUAAUGAAAGUUGGUGAUCGAUUGUGAAAUUCUCUUUGACAUGGGGUAGGCAACCCUGGUCCUGGAGUGCCAUAGAUACUUCAUGUUUUUGAUUUAACCAGACCAGGUGUGUUGCAUUUAGUCAAUCAUUGAACUAAUCAAUUAGUGUAAUUGGUCUGGUAUGGGGCCUAGUUGGGACAAGAUCCUGCGGUAAGGGUGUGAACAUUAAAACGUUUAAACGAAGUUGGGAUCCUUAACGUUAAGAAAAAUACCUAACCGAAAAACAAUGUUUUUGUCCCCCCCCCCCCAAUUAAAAUCACAGUGCAGUUAUUCUUUUCUGUGUCAAAUAAAACCAGAGGAAGAGGAACUUUAGGCUGUUUUGGUGAAUUUGCAAGAUGAGACAUUGUGAGAUGCAGAUUACCAAAACAUAUGAGCAUGCUAUUUUUGCUCUGUCUUUUCACUAAUGAUGCAAAUGUGUGUUCAGUCUUCUGUCUGUUGCGUGUAGAAUAUUUUAACCUAUUCAUGGCACAGAUGCCGCCGGGAUACAGCAGCAUCUUCAGGACAGUCUUGCGAGCACAGGGUAGCCUACUCUUCAUUUUUGCCUCAUAAUCUGAAAUUACAUUAGGCUACCGGUAGCCUUUAUCAAUUACCCUUUUCAGACAUAAUUGAAUGUGGCCCCUUGAAAGCAUGCGGCUACGGCAUGUUUGUCUGUUAGGGUAGGCAACAAUACGGCUUUUUAAAUGCUGACACGAAACCUUCUCUGGAGAUAUGAACGGACAUUGUACUUGUCUGUAAAGGAAUGAGGCUUCUGAAGUGGAACUAAUGUCCAUCACUAGGUGACCAGAACUCUCAAUCAAAUAAUCUUGAGUUGCUGUGUGCAGCCUGCCUGCUGCCUUGCCAGACAAUCUCGCCUUAAAAAGUACUUUUUAAAGUUGAUCAAAUACUGUGAUGUACCAAGACAUUUAGUAGAAAUAAAACCUCUAGCUACCAUGCCAUAAAAAUUUUUAAAAAACAGCAGCACAUCAAUCAGUGACGUUUAUUGUUGGGGAGAAAAUACAGAAUUUUAUUCGGAGCAUUUAUAUAUAAAAAAAAAAGUCUGCGACGUUAACAAUUGUCGCUAUCAACAUGUUAUUGUAGCUGCGUUCUAUGUCUGUAAAGGCUUGCGGUAGAUAUAACUUCAUUGCCUGGCCCUAGCGGUCAUACAUGGGUAAUAGAACCAUUAUUCUGCAUUGUAAAUUGAUGUGGAAUUACAUUUUUUCUUAGCGUUUAAUGGAAAACGAAGAAGGAAAAAUGGCAGUUUAAACAUUAAGCUAUAUUGUCCAUUUGUCACGUCCCUAACCUGCGGCACUCCAGGAUCAGGGUCACCUACCCCUGAUAUAGGGUAACAAUUAAAGAUUUAAAAUGUUUUGACGUGGACCAAGAAGUGUUUCCUAGCGGUCCUGUUCCACACUCUGAAAUCUUUGUGUUGCUAGGCUUCUUGGGGGGCUAUUUUGAAGACCUUGGUGUUAAAAGCUUUCUCGCUGUGGUUACUUUUCCCGCCUCCAGCAAAAAAGGGAGGACUGCACUGUUGACGCAGCAGAUAAGGAGAUCUUGGCAGAGGCAGAGCGUCUGGAUGUGACGGCCAUGGGACCGCUGAUUCUAAGCGAACUACUGUUUGACGAAAACAUCCGUGACCAGAUCAAGAAAUACAAACGCCAUUUCCUUCGCGUGAGUCUUCAAACCCACAUUGUUAAGUUUGACCUCUGUCAUAACCUCAUAACUCAGUGGUAAUGCGUUCAAGAGGGGACAUUUGACCAAAACCUUCUCAGAUUGAUCAUGGUUUUGUUACUUCUCCUUUUGUCUUCAGUUCUGUGUGAAUAACAAGAAGGCCCAGAAGUACCUCCUGGGAGGCUUUGAGUGCUUGGUGAAGCUGCACCAAGCCCAGCUGCUGCCCCGUGUGCCUGUCGUGCUCAAAGACCUGUAUGAUGCUGAUCUAGUGGAGGAGGAUGUCAUACUGUCCUGGGCAGAGAAGGUAUGUGGUUAAACUUAUACAUUGCUUGCACACAAACUUCACACUUAAAUAAAGCUGAAUGUCACACAGAUUACCGUAAUACGUAGGUUCUUGUAAAAAAAGUUUGUCGUUUAAAUUUCUGUUUGCGCCGUUUUCUGUGAGACUCGUUGCUCAUGACUGUCUCUUUCAGGUGUCCAAGAAGUAUGUCUCUAAGGAACUUGCCAAAGAGAUCCAUGCGAAGGCGUCUCCUUUCAUCAGGUGGUUGAAGGAGGCGGAGGAAGAGAGUGAGGGCAGUGAGGUAGAGGAGGAGGAGGAUGAUGAAAAUGUGGAGGUACUGGUCAGACUGUCCCCUGAUUUCAUAGCUUGCCCAGUUUAUACUGUUUGAGUUGGGCUACUAGGAUAUGCUUAGUCAAAAUUGCAGCUAAGACCUACUGGAAUGUAACAACUUAUUUCCCCUCACUCUCCUCAGGUUGUAUAUGAUUCUUCUGCUCGGGAACUGAAAGUGGAGACCGUAAAACUGAACAAGCCUGACGAGGAAGAGGACGACUUUGAUAUUGAUGCAAUUUAA